AUGAGAGGACUCCCAUGUUUAUUUUUGAAUAAAGAUGGGAAAAUUGACUGCGAAGCAAUGAAGUUUUCGGUAACCAGCCAAGUAACAAUCGACGAUAUUAGUUCUCAACUCUCGGCUUACCAAAUCUUUCCUUGUAACCCAGCUACUCGGUUACCUUUCCAAUAUAUUUCUAAAUUAAAAACUUGUCUCAAAAAUACAGCCUGGCUGUUUUCGGAUGUCCGAAAAAAAGAUGCACUGGGUUAUAAAGUCUAUACUCAUCAUGAUUUUGAUUUAUCGGACGUAGUAUUAAAAAAAAAUCUGGACUUCUCUAUUCGUCCUUGUACAGAAAAAAUAUUUUCUGAUUCUCGUUUACGUUUUGGAGUUGUGGAAAAACAUGAUUUAAUAAAUAGUAAAAACCAAGCGUAUAACUGCUUACCAACUCACUAUAACUUCGACUGGUUAGGAUACAUAGAUGAAGAAAAAAAAUGCUACAUGGGAGGGGAAAUUAUUUCUCGAGCCUUGAAUACUUUAGUACAACGCCAACGUUUAGCUGUGUUUCAUUUGAAUGCACCCAUUUCAAAAAUACCGCAAUCAUUACAUUUAUAUCGUCAGGGAAAAACAUGCCAAUUUCCAGUCGUUGCGCUUGGUGUCCAAACUAUUGGUAUCAUUUUAAAUUGUCGCCGACUCGCCAGAGAGCUCGGUUCAGAUAUAUUCACAGAUUCUUCCCUUUCUAUAACAACCCCUCAGUCAUACCUGGAGCUACUUUUUCAAAUAAGCAAACUUAAGACUAUCGUCACAUUUGGCGAAAACCAUCCUCCUGUAUCAGCCAGCCUUGUGCUUAAUGACCAACUUUUAUAACGCACCUUUAGCAAUCAUAUAUUUUUUCAACAACAAAUCAGCAUAAGAAUAUACGUACCCAGAUAAAUACUUUUUUUAGCUUAAAACACAUAUUCUGAUUUGUAAUAAUUUCGGAAUUUAUUUAAAAAAUUGACCAAUCCUAUAAUAGAUGUAGUGUAAACAAUUUGAAAGCAUUAAAAAAGUAUUCUAUAAAUAACAACGUUUUUUUAAAUUAAAGAAAAAGUUUUCUUCAAUUUAAUACCAGCUGCCUGAGAAGAAAUUUAGCAACGUUG
Messenger RNA from Hylaeus volcanicus, 1109 nucleotides. RefSeq lists its product as uncharacterized. Bases 1 to 837 code for a protein of 278 amino acids. Lineage: Eukaryota; Metazoa; Arthropoda; Insecta; Hymenoptera; Colletidae. The transcript is spliced from 5 exons. The record is from RefSeq and is a predicted model, not a curated record.